CUAGGUUCAGAGAUGGCAACACAAGGUCUGGGCCCCUCCCCUGGAUUGCUGUGUGUGCUUCAAGGUCCAGGGUCUCUAGCCCGGUUGCUUCCCUCUUUCCAACUUUGUUUGACUCUUAUGUUUUUUCCAGGGAUUACAGUUACGCUUCCCAGGAAGGAGCAGAAGGAACAAUUCUAAGCCAUCUUGUCCGCACUCAGAGUCUCCUCAUUUAAUGUUUCUAGACUGUCUGGGUAUGUGACCCUUCAGAUCACACACACACUUAAGCAGGUAUCUCAACUAGGCAGUGUGAGGAGCUUCCAUUGUCGAUGCGCAUAUGCUCAAAUCUAGUAAAUGGCUGUAUGUUCUCUCUCUAGCUAACUCAGGUCUAAUAAUGUCUCUGUACUUGGACUUGUAAGUCUCCCGACAUUUUUUUAAAUUGAAAUGUUAAAGCCUGCUUUACUUAGAAGUCAAAUCCUGAAAAAGUGUGAGAAAAAUAAGCAGCAGUCAAGUGAUGCAAAACUGUUUUACUUCGUGGCGGCUAAAUGUGCCUACAGGUGGGGCAGAAUUCAGAACUCCGUCAGAGGGAGCGGGUGUCCGAGUUGAUGUCACACAGCCUGUGGCACAGAACUUGGAACUGGACAGUAGCUGUGCUUCUAAGGGGAGCUCCUCAUCCUCAGGCCUCUCCUCCUGGCAUGGAUAAUUAGAUCCCUCUUUCUCAAAUUCCAGGUUUGAUAAAAUAUCCCAUUCCCUAAAGGUUUGUUUUUUUUGUUGGUUGGUUGGUUUGUUCGUUUUUAAAGUUGACCUUCAUCUGGAUCUGGAUAGAUUAACUGCAGUAAGUAUGCCCAGUAGUCAAAAUGUUUAUGCUUCUUUCCUGGCUCACCGGUGCCCAAUUUGAGGGUUAAACACGCUGAUUAUUCCAGACAGUGGAUUUCCUGGAAGGGCUGGGGAGGGGCAAUGGCAGUGUCUUUGGUAUCCCAGAGAGGCAGAAUGAAGCAGAUUCUCCUGGGGAGACUGGUUCCUGACCUGAGCUGGCCACUCCCCGGCCUGCGCCUAGGAAAGCGUUUGGCUGGACGCACUCUGGAACCAGUAGCUGGCAUGACACUGUUGAGCGGGAGAAUUACGUGCUUUUUCCUGUGACAAACCAAGAGCCAGUUUGCGCGACACAGCGUACCGUUUGAAAACAGUUACCUUUUUUAACCCCAUGAAAGCUUUUUAUGCCUGAUGGCACAGGGACGGGUCAGUUCUGAUUUUAACGGUGACUAUAUAGUCAGGUGCCACGGGAACACUUUGGUCACCAGUGUCUCCCCUCAGGGCCCGCCCUGAGCCCGUGGAGGAUCUGCAACCACUGUUUCCGUCUCUGGAGUCCUCAGCUCAGUCCUAUUCUCGGCUACAAGUAAGCCGAUUCUACCGUAGGGCCAGCCUGGGGUCCUAGUUCCCUCUGGGCAGACCUGCUCAUGUUCUACACCCAGAAGGGUCUGGCUGGGCUCAGUCUCCCUCCACCAGAGGAGCAUGCCGAGGCUGCCGGGGGCUGUGGGGGUGGGGGCCACGUUCACUGCCGCCUGCACUCCUGCCCAGGUAUCAGAGAAUGAUGAAUUUCAACGUCAUGGUCGUCAUCGGUUCCACCUUACUAGUUCUCCUCUUCCUGCUGCUGUGUGCGGUCAUCUGUCUCUACUGCAAAGUGGCCAAUGCACUAAAGCCGCCUACGUCGCCGAGGACAAGGUGACCGGGAGCUCCUCCAUCACGGCGUGUUACCCCACGCUCCAGACCUGUGACCAGUGCAACCUGUACGCAGACGUGGACCCCCUGCUGUCAUGCCUCUGUGACGUCAACGAGGGCACCUGUGAAGUCAGUGAGACUGCCUGUGAUGCAAAUGAGGGCCUCUGACGUAGGUGGCAUAAAUAUCCGCAUGAGCAAUGUUUCUUUCUUAGUAGGAUGUUUGAGAGUCUAGUCAAGUUCCAUAGUGUACAAUACUGACAUAUGUGCUAUAUAACGUGUUUCUGUACAUUUAAAUAAAUGUGUG
Messenger RNA from Condylura cristata (star-nosed mole), 1999 nucleotides. It is a transcript of the gene FAM24A, whose product is annotated as family with sequence similarity 24, member A. The record is from RefSeq and is a predicted model, not a curated record. Lineage: Eukaryota; Metazoa; Chordata; Mammalia; Eulipotyphla; Talpidae. The transcript has 2 exons. The coding region runs from base 1489 to 1863 and encodes 124 amino acids.